GCGUCGGGGCAAUUAUCCUUUUCGCUCGGCCUCACGGGCCCUUGCGUGACACUGGACACAGCCUGUUCGUCCUGGCUCGUCGCAGCGCACCUGGCCCGUGCCGCUGUGUUUCGAAGCGAGUGCUCUCUGGCGACGGCCGCCGGCGCCGGCAUCCUCGGAGCCGCGUGCGGUCGCUCGUUUUCCCUCCAGGGCAUGCUCUCGGAACGCGGUCGUUGCCACACCUACGACAGCCGGGCGGAUGGAUACUGCCGGGGCGAGGGGUGCGUUGUGGUCGUACUAUGA
Molecule: messenger RNA, 282 nt
Organism: Aureococcus anophagefferens
Lineage: Eukaryota; Pelagophyceae; Pelagomonadales; Pelagomonadaceae
Exons: 1
Biological process (GO): fatty acid biosynthetic process
Molecular function (GO): fatty acid synthase activity
Source: RefSeq, a predicted model, not a curated record